This is a messenger RNA of Echinostoma caproni, 921 nucleotides long. Lineage: Eukaryota; Metazoa; Platyhelminthes; Trematoda; Plagiorchiida; Echinostomatidae. The record is from the annotation of a GenBank genome assembly.
AUGACUCAGCGUUCCGCCGCAUCCUGGGAUAUGUCAAUUUCGAACAAUGCACUUCUUGGUUCGGGAGGUGAGACACAGCCACCUCUGUUGACCACACCAAAUAUGAUGUCUGGUGAUCCGAUCUUGGAGUCCAUUGCUGGUGCGAUUAGUCAACAACGUGAAAUGCUUUUACGUUUGGAGAACGAACAGCAGCGCCGGCUCCUGCAAAUGCACGCUGAGGCCGAGGAACGACGUAGACGUGAGGCGGAGGCGUACGAGCAAGAAUUGGCCCGCCAAAGAGAAAAGCAAAGGGAACUGGAACAACUAGAAGCCGAAUUACGACGAUGCGCGGCAGAAUCCAAGUCGGCAAAGGAUGAAUUUGAGGCGGCCAAAAAGCUAUGGUGCACCGCACUCCAGUCAAAAGAAGCCGAACUAGAAACACUUCGACAAAACUUGGAUCUGAUGCGAGCGAAUACCAGUGGCAAAGAGAACGCCGCCAUGGCUGCUGCUAAAGCUGAGCUCAACGAGGUUCGAGCUCAGUUGAAGAAUAUGCAGGAUCGAUAUUCCGAUGUUCAGGAAGAGUUGAUGAGACGAAGGGAAGAGGCAGAACAACGGCUGAAAGACGUGUCCGGCGAGGUGAAUGCUAUGCGUCGUCGUAUGUCUGAUGUGUAUGCUGCGGUGAAAGAACCCCGGCCGGUGGAAGUGAUUCAAACAGUCCAAACCAUUCAGGCGAUCCCCGAACCAAAGAAGACCAGAAAUGUGGGAGUUGAAGCUGAGUACGUCUCAUGGAGUAGUAUGAACAUAAAUAUUGUUUUCGUAGUAUGGAGCUGUUCGGGCUACCUUUUAUGGGCACUGACUACCGGGAAAGCUCUCAAUCGGUAUGCGCACUAUUUUCCCCGGUACGAGUGGCAUGUUGCAAUGAAAAUGAUGUCCAUCUUCUAA